AUGAGCUCCAACACGGUAGAGCUCUUGUACGCUAAGAGCAAGGCGUACCUCCACCCUUCAACGUCCAACAAGGACAAUGUGGCUGGGUUUUUGACGCUCUCAAGGCCCAACGGGCCCUCUACAAAUAAGGACAUUUUGCUCAGUUACACGCCAGAAAACAUGCUUUCUGCAGAGGAGUUGAAGCUCUACAAUGAGGUGGACAUGGCCGAGUGCUUGGUCGACAGCAUGGGCAAAUUGCUGCUUGAAGCGGGACCAUCGGGUUUGAAGAAGAAGCCUGGUGAUAAACCCAGCGUGAGGAGACCCUCGUCUAGCUCUGGCUCCGGCUACUGCUUCUCAUUGCCCUUGCUGCUUGUGUACCUGAUCCACGUCAGAAACCCGUCAUUGGGCUGGUGGUACGGGUCCAUUGUGCUUCACUCGAAAACAGGGGAGAAGAUGCCCGUGGUUUUUUUCCAUGAUGAUGAGUCUCCUCUGACCAUUCAACGCCAAAAGCUUCUCAACAAGCUGUUUGACCCUUUUGGCGAGGAUGGCCAAAUGUACUGGGGCGGGCAGGACUUUAUUCUGACUCUCAGAAGGUAUAUCAGUGUUGAAAAGCUGACGGUGGAGCCUUCAGUGUAUUUGGUGGAUCCUCUGAGUGUAGACUUGGCCAACUUUGCCCCUCUCAAGGACCAGAGCAGCAAAAUGGAACCUGCUGCUGAGUUCAAGUUGCCCAACGUCAACAAGCUAUUGGCGACGGCUAAAUGGAGAGUUUUGGAGACUGUGGCUUCUUUUGGGCAGAAGACGAAGAACCAGGUGGCUGAAAUCGUGGAUGAGCAUGUCCCUGAGGUGGUGGUGAGGCUGGUAUUGAGCAAACCUGAAGUGAAGAAGAUUAGCAACGAUUUCGACAGCGCCAGAGUGUACUUAGCCAAAUGGGCAGCGCAAGUGAAAGAAGAAGCGGAGCAGUCCCAGCGUAAGUUCAUGCUCGAGGAUACCGUCUACGAUAGAAUCAACAAGGAGCUUCGAACGGGGCUGGAGAUUUUGACUCCCGAGGAAGUUAGCAAUGCUUCGCGUAGGAAGCCAAUCAGCAAAGUCGAGUGGGAUGGUUUUUUCGACCACAACGGCCGUCUCAUUUUGACCGUUGACGAAGUGAAGUUCAGGAUCUUCCACGGUGGUUUGGAGGAGGAUGUCAGACCGGAGGCCUGGUUGUUCUUGCUUGGAGUAUACCCUUGGGAUUCUUCUUCAGAGGAGCGCAAGACCCUUCGAGAGAGCCUUGAAAGCGGGUAUCAUGACUACAAAAAGCGCUGGGUUGAGGAUGAAGACAAGCGGCAAGAUCCCUUUUGGAAAGACCAGAAGUGUCGUAUCGAGAAAGAUAUUCAUAGGUGUGAUCGCCACUUGGAACUCUUUCAAAGCAAAAAAACCUCUCCUCCAAACUUAUCUGAGGAGAUCGCGGGAGCCUUUGAGGCGCCGGAUGCUGAAAGCUCUCGUAAUGAUAGAGAAUCUCUGCCAGAGACACCUGAUGAAGACGAAGAGGAGAGCGAGUGGGACCUUGCUAAUAUUCAAAACCCUCAUUUGUUUGCUAUGCGUGAGAUUCUUUUGACUUUCAAUGAGUACAAUGUCAACUUGGGCUACGUUCAAGGGAUGACAGACUUACUUUCGCCCAUAUAUGUGAUUCUCCAGGAUGAGGUGUUGUCGUUCUGGGCAUUUACUGGUUUCAUGGAGAGAAUGGAGAGAAAUUUUGUCAGAGAUCAGAGUGGCAUGAAGCGCCAGAUGGAUGUACUCAAUGGGCUUUUGCAGUUCAUGCUUCCUGACCUCUUUAAGCAUUUAGAGAAAUGUGAGUCGACAGACUUAUUCUUCUUUUUCCGCAUGCUUCUUGUCUGGUACAAGCGGGAGUUUGAGUGGAAUGAUGUGUUGACCUUGUGGGAAGUUCUCUUCACCGACUACUACAGCAGUCAGUUCCACUUGUUCUUCGCAUUGUCAGUGCUUUCCGACAACAAACGAAUCAUCAUGCAGAACUUGAAACGGUUUGACGAAGUUUUGAAGUACAUGAAUGACCUCUCGGGUAAGAUGAAUCUCAAUGAUCUAUUAAUUCGUGCCGAGUUAUUAUUCCUUCGCUUCAAGCGGAUGAUAGCUCUUAUUGAUAGAGAAAACCAGCAACUGAACGUCAGUGGAGAGCUCUAUGAGGUGCGAGUAAACCCUGAUCUACGUGAAUUGCUUAGUCGUGAUCUCGUGAUCCAAAAGGAAAGUGAAAGACCUGAGGGUGUGGGCGGCGGGUAA
Molecule: messenger RNA, 2250 nt
Organism: Candidozyma auris
Lineage: Eukaryota; Fungi; Ascomycota; Pichiomycetes; Serinales; Metschnikowiaceae
Gene: GYP7
Product: GTPase-activating protein GYP7
Exons: 1
Coding region: 1-2250 (749 amino acids)
Biological process (GO): activation of GTPase activity
Molecular function (GO): GTPase activator activity
Source: RefSeq, a predicted model, not a curated record